Messenger RNA from Coregonus sp. 'balchen', 2494 nucleotides. The record is from the annotation of a GenBank genome assembly. NCBI's taxonomy places the organism in Eukaryota, Metazoa, Chordata, Actinopteri, Salmoniformes, Salmonidae.
ACAGAUGAGCGACCAGCCAUAACCAGCAGGCCCAGAAAACCAGAACCCUGGUCUGAUCAGAACCCCUUUCUCUCCCCCCGUUGCCGACUACUGACGCCCUGGGACCCGCCGUCACCAUGGAGACGGUGGUGAUCGUGGCCAUUGGGGUGCUGGCCACCAUCUUCCUGGCCUCCUUCGUUGCCCUGGUGGUGGUGUGUCGACACCGCUACUGCCACCCCCACCACCUGUUGCACCACUUCAACUCCAAGUCAGUGCCUAGUAUACCUAGCUAGCUUCAUACAUCUGGGAGGGGGAGGGAGGGGUGAGUGGCAUUUUGGAUGGUUAUGGAUAGGGCCCUGAGUUUGUCCAGACCAGGAAAACUCUUGACCCUAGUGAUGGGGUAUGUGGCCUAGGCCCUACAGUACAUUAGGUGGUGGUAAGGGGUCCUGGAUAUAGCUGAUUCAACUGUAUCCCACUCUUACCCAGGCCCAAUGGACUGACCUGCUGGUUUGAAGCUAUAAGUCUAUGGAUUGAACAGAGCGACUUCACAGCACUAAGGUCAAAAUGAUACACAGGAUUAAUACUAAGUCAACAUACAGGGGCAAAGUUCUAGAGCCAGUAAUAUCUCUUUGUCUCACUCUCUUGCUCUCUCGCUCUCUCUUUUCCUCGUGUUCCCUCUCUCUCAUACACACACACGCUUCUAUUCAGUAUACAUUCCCUCCCUCUCACACACUCUCUCUUCCCUUCAUCAGAACUUCUCCUCUCCUUCCCCACAGACCCAAUGUUGACCUGAUCGGUGCCAUGGAGACCCAGAGUGAGCCGUCAGAGCUGGAGCUGGACGACGUGGUCAUCACCAACCCUCACAUCGAGGCCAUCCUGGAGAACGAGGACUGGAUCGAGGAUGCCUCGUACGUCGGCCAUGUGACACUGACAUAUGCCAGGAGUAGAUCAGGCUAGCUUUUAUAGCUAAUCGUAUAGCCUUCCAUGGUUACAAGAGUAUAACUUCAACAUAAUCAUAACAUCAAGUUAAAAUAGGUGAUACAUCUCUGACAUGAUCAUACAAAAAUGAACCCUUAUUUACAGCUUUUCUCUCUUUAUCUAACAGUGGCUUGGUUUCGCAUUGUAUCUCCAUCUUAAAGGUAAUGUCUACGUGCUGUACACCCUCCAUGAAUACAUUGUUUUCAUUAUGAUCUAACUCAAUGAUAUUUACACACUCUCUCCAUUGGCAGAUCUGCCACACCCUGACUGAAAAGCUGGUUGCCAUGACAAUGGGCUCAGGCACUAAGGUGAAAGCCCCAGCCAGCCUCAGUGACAUCAUCAACGUGGCUAAACGCAUCAGUCCUAGGUAACUAUCAGGUUACACAGUACUAUCACAUAACCCUUAAAUUGGCUGACCGUUUGAUGUCCUUCAUGACCUCCCAUCAUCCUGUGUGUGUCUGUAGGGUGGAUGACGUUGUGCGGUCUAUGUACCCUCCACUGGACCCCAUACUCCUGGAUGCCAGGUACCUAAUGAAGUUUGCUUUUGUUAGAUAAUAUAAUUUAUAAUGGUUUGAGGGGACAAAGAUAGCUGGGCAAAUAGACAAUAUAGACCAUAGCUCUGCUGAUGGAACUCAUAUGAUAAGAGGUCUGACCUGACCAACAAAGUUACUAUAGGUGGGGAUGGUACAAUAUAACCCAUGAUAAUCAGACAGACUUGUGUGUCAGUGUUUCCCUGUCCAGUCUUGAUGGAGAAAUUCUAAAUAUCCUUUGUCUAUUUUGUCCCCUCAGGGCCACCGCCCUCCUUCUGUCAGUCAGUCACCUGGUGCUGGUGACCCGCAACGCCUGUCACAUGUCUGGCAGCAUGGACUGGAUCGACCAAUCACUGCACGCCGCCGAGGAUCACAUGGUGGUGCUGCGGGAGGCGGCGCUAGCGUCUGAACCAGAACGGAGUCUACCUGGAAUAGACAUGCAGAGAGAGCAGGCCAUCUAGAACACAAAGACACAUACAUACACACAUACACACAUACACACAUGUACUCACACAUUCACAUAGACACUGGCAAGCAUGGCACAUACACUCCUUCUCUAUACAUUAUACAAAUAGACACAUUAAUGCACAUCUCGUGCACAUUCUCACACAUACACAAUGUUUGAUAAACACACAAUAAAAUAAACUCAACACAUUCCCAAUGCUCUUUCCCGCUGCUCUUCUGUGCUGAUUUACAUACAGAUGGGUUGCCAGAUUGUAGAAAAGAGCUAGUUUUAGAAACAGACGGGUUGCCAGAUUCUUAUGCUCUUUUGCUCUUGAUCCUUUCACUUUUACCAUGUUUCUGGUUUUGUAUAUAGUUACGUAUAACCAUAAUGCAUUUUAUGAUUAUGAUUUAUAUAGAUGUUAUGUUCCACACUCAGAUUCAGAUUGUAUUGUAAGUAAGUGGAGAGAUCAUUGAGACAGGCUUGUGUGUAGUUGUUGCCAUGGAUGACUGGCCCCUUGAUAUUCAUUCCUGUGUGUCUUCCCUCUCCCAGCGGUGAGCUGUAA